Humulus lupulus (European hop) is the source of this 1107-nucleotide messenger RNA. RefSeq lists its product as uncharacterized. The coding region runs from base 231 to 830 and encodes 199 amino acids. Gene Ontology annotation, molecular function: nucleoside triphosphate diphosphatase activity. The record is from RefSeq and is a predicted model, not a curated record. The transcript has 10 exons. NCBI's taxonomy places the organism in Eukaryota, Viridiplantae, Streptophyta, Magnoliopsida, Rosales, Cannabaceae.
UGCAAUUGACUGUCUCUGAUCACCGCCAUCGUCCUUUUGAGACGCCAUUUUUGCUAACUUUAGAUUGAUACAGAAAAACAAGGGACAACGAUAGAAGCCAAAGGGCAGUGUUAAGAGCUCCAGAACGUCGGCGUUUUGGUUAUCUUGGAAAGGUGGGUUUUCGGCAUAAACGAAAGGUGCUCCAAAACCGAAAGCUUUACAGAAAGAACGUGAAACGACAGUGAAGAAAGAUGUCGUUCCAGAUAAUACUGGGUUCGGCGUCAAUGGCUCGGCGACGACUUCUUAGUGAGAUGGGAUAUGAGUUCACUAUAAUGACUGCAGACAUAGAUGAGAGGAGUAUAAGGAAAGAAACGCCAGAAGAAUUGGUUGUGGCUUUGGCUGAGGCAAAAGCAGAUGCCAUAAUUUCAAGACUCAAAAGUAUAGGUCAAUUGGAAGAAGUUUCUAAGGAAAGACUUCUAAUUACUGCAGACACAGUGGUGGUAUCUUGUGGACAAAUUAGAGAAAAACCGUCUAGCAAGGAAGAAGCACGGAGCUUCAUCAAAGGCUAUUCCGGUAGUCAAGCAGCAGUUGUAGGAUCUGUUCUUGUAACCAACCUUAAAACAGGAAAAAGAAGAGGAGGGUGGGAGCGAGCAGAGGUUUAUUUCCACAACAUACCAGAGGACAUUAUUGAUAGCCUGGUUGAAGAAGCAGUCACUCUCAAUGUUGCCGGGGGCUUGACACUGGAAAAUCCCCUGAUACUGCGUUUUGUAGAAGCAGUGGUUGGAACAAGCGAUGCUGUUAUGGGACUUCCUAAAGCUCUUACAGAAAAGCUUAUUCACGAAGCACUCUAGUGUUUACAGGUAUGAGUCGACCGUUUUCAUAUUGGAGCUGAACUUAAAUUGGAUUAUUGUUUCAACUGAAGAUUUCAUGAUGAAGUGAAGUUGUACUUGUGUUGAAAGUUAGACAGUGGUUAACCUGUUACCCCAAUGAUAUCAUAAAUUUAUUUUGACAAUUACAAUGAUCAAAAAGUGAUUUUUCUUUUACAUAAUAACAUUUUUGUGGUUGAAAUUUUGAUUAGCUGAAAAGGCAAAUGUAACAGAACCAUAUGAUUAAAAAUUGAUUACUGAA